This is a messenger RNA of Colletotrichum gloeosporioides, 4512 nucleotides long. RefSeq lists its product as uncharacterized. The record is from RefSeq and is a predicted model, not a curated record. Gene Ontology annotation, cellular component: Rpd3S complex. The coding region runs from base 1 to 4512 and encodes 1503 amino acids. Lineage: Eukaryota; Fungi; Ascomycota; Sordariomycetes; Glomerellales; Glomerellaceae. Gene Ontology annotation, biological process: regulation of transcription by RNA polymerase II. The transcript has 11 exons.
AUGUCGGACGAGAAGGAGAUCGACUACACCCUCAACAACCCCGACACCCUCACCAAGUACAAGACCGCCGCUCAGAUCUCUGAGAAGGUCCUUGCUGCUGUCGCCGAGCUCUGUGUCCCCGGCGAGAAGAUCGUCACCAUCUGCGAGAAGGGCGACAAGCUCAUUGAGGAAGAGCUUGCCAAGGUCUACCGCGGAAAGAAGGUCAACAAGGGCUUCUCUCACCCUACCACGGUCUCUCCGGCCUCUUUCGUCACUCCCUACACCCCUCUGACCUCCGACGAGGCCGAGGCCAACGUCGAGAUCCAGGAGGGCGAGCCCAUCAAGAUCCAGCUCGGCGCCCAGAUUGACGGCUUCGGCUCCAUCGUCUGCGACACCAUCAUCGCUGCCCCCAAGGAGAAGGCUUCCGAGGAGAUCACUGGCCGCUCUGCUGACCUGAUCCUCGCCAACUACUAUGCCAAUGAGCUCCUCCUCCGCUUGAUGCUGCCUCCCGGCACUCUGGCCAACGGCACUGAUGAGGAGAAGGCCAAGGCCAGCGCGGAGAAGGCCCCCAGCCAGGCCAAGAUUACCAGCUUGCUCGAGAAGGUCGUCAAGGCCUACGACUGCAACCUCGUCGAGAGCACCACGUCAUGGCUGUUUGAGCGCAACGAGAUCGAGGGCAAGAAGAAGAUCGUUCUUGCCCCCGCCGAGGGCACCAAGGGCGACGGUACCCCCGAGAUUGGUGAGGUCUGGGGUGUCGAGAUGGGCGUGAGCUUGGGUGCUGGAAAGGUCAAGACCUUUGACCAGAGAACCACUCUGCACCGCCGUACCCUCCAGACCUACGGCCUCAAGCGCCCGACUUCCCGCAAGAUCCUCAACGAGGUCCAGAAGAAGUUCGGUACCUUCCCCUUCAGCUUGCGCCAGCUCGAGGAUGAGCGUGAUGCCAAGUCUGGUGUCGUUGAGUGCGUUCGUGGCAACGUUUUCCGUGCCUACGAGGUUGUUGGCGACAAGGACAACUCCCCCGUCGCUCGCUACCUGACCACUAUUGCCAUCACCAAGAACGGCAUCACCAAGCUCGGUGCGCCCCCGGCUCUUGACCUCAGCAAGGUCAAGUCUGACAAGAAGAUCGAGGACGAGGAGAUCCUCAAGAUUCUUGAGCAGCCUCUGUCGAGAAAUACCACCAAGAGCAAAAACAAGAACAAGAAGAAGAAGAAGCCCGCCAAGAAGGCUGCCGCCGGCGAGGCGGAGGAGGAGAGCGACGAGGACCCGCACCAGCACGCCAACGGAGGGAGUGACUCUGCGAAGAAGUCGUCGAAUGCGCCCAGUGCAGCGUCCAAGACCUUCUUGCAAAAAUGGUUGGAGCCCGCAGUCCAGAGCAAGCCGAGCUUUGAGGAGGCAGGAUUGAUCCGAUAUGGCGUGACGGAGAACAUGGCGCCCCUUGGAACCCUCCCAAAGGCAGGAACCACCAAAAAGCAGGGCCAGGAGGGUGCGCAGCAACCUGUCAGGAAGAUUAUCAUCAAGCCAAGCUCAGCAAACUCUGCCGCGGCCGCCGCAAGUGCGUCGGCACCAAAGCGCUCAGAAACACCUCCUCCGCCACUUCCCUCACCACCCAUUGCCGCGACGAAGAUGGGCAAAAAAUCGUUGACGAUCAGAGGGUUGGAUGACGACGAUGAGGACGAGGACUACACGCCCAAGGCAGCGGCGGUGAAGAAUGCGGCGAGUCGCACAUCGCUCCCGCGCAAGAGCCUCUCGCGACCAUCUGCGGGACGCCGCCUCUCAGCGUCAAUUCAACAGCCCUCGGCGCCUUCCAGCGAUGCCGUGCAGCCUCCUCCUCGUGAAGCUACGCCUGAGCCUACUCCUACUCCGGAUCCGACUCCUUGCUCUCAGGAGUCGGUCGAGCGCGUUGUGGAGAUCGCGGUUGAUGAGGCGCUCCGGCAUUACCGCUAUCCCACUGCGUGGGCACUGAGGACCCUCUACGAUGAAAAUUCUGCGAACCCAACCUUCCUGGCCAUGUUCGAGGACGUGUACAACCAGAAGGCUGACGCAGACACUCUGGAUGAAUUCGCUCGCCUUAUCGAAGAGAAGAAGAAGGAGGGCAAGAAGGACAAUCAGGCAUGCUACUUUUUCGUGCCCCCUUCCACCAACUCGCGCUUCACCCCUCACAAGCCCAAGGCAGCACCCUACGGCAGGCUUCUUUCUCUCGAUGCCAAGACAGAGAGCCCGUCGCCGACAAAAAAGAAAGGAAAGCGGCGGAAGGAGCUAGAAUCCCCCGUCGACGAUGCGGAUGAGUCAAUGAUGGACGCGGAAACAGCGACUAUGGGUGUCGUCACGCCCUCACGCAGGCGCGCCCGAAGGGACUCAGCAAGCAGUGAUUCUUCCCUCUCGGAACUGUCUGCAUCGCCAUCACUGCCACCAGACUCGCCAUCUCCCAGCUCUCCACCCAUUCCCGUCGGAUUUCGAGUCGUCAGCCACAGUCGCCGUCACAGUGCCACGACGGCUACCACGGCUGCUGGGGCCGACCCCGAGACCACCACAACCAGCGCAGCACCGCCAACCGAACCCCAGCCAAUUAAGAGACGCGGCAGAUCCCUUGCUGCUAAGUCGAGCGUGUCUGACGCAUCCAACCCAAACUCACCCACCCUCCCCCCAAACGCAUCUCAAGCUGCAGGGGCUGGCAACAUGCCUGGUCGACUUUCCUCACCCAUUUUCCCCAACCUGUCGUCCACGGCCAACACGACCACGACAACAAAAGCGGCCGGUAAGAAGAACGCCAGCAAGGAUAAGGCACCGCGCAUCUUGCCCAGCGAUGAUGCCACGACUUCCCGCAGGAGAAAUGCACGCGACAGCACCAUCAGCCAGACGCCCCAGCCAGAGAGCCAUAUUCGCGUAUCAGACAUGAGAGGUAGAGCAGGAUCCGUGUUUGCAUCUUCGCCAGCGGUGCAUCUUCGCAAGUCAGCCAGGACGCCGGCUCCCAAUUUGAGCCUGAAUCUGAACUUGAGCGCGAGGACCACGAGAUCGGCCAAGAGGACGCAUGAUGAGAUAGACAACAGCUCUCCGACCGCGCCAUCCUUCAUUGAGGACGUCACUCCGACGGCGAGCUCGAGAGCUGCGACGCCCACAAACCUACGCCCUACGAAGAAACAGCGGACCGGCUUGCGUAUCAAGACUUCUCCUAUGAAGAAGAAAGGAGGCACUGCAGCUGGCGUUCCCCGUGCCAGCGGAGAGGGCGGUCCAUCUGUUGCCAACGGGGGCCCGACAAAUCAGGACGAGAAUGAUGACUACUGCUCGGCUUGCGGCGGUGUUGGGGAGCUCGUUUGCUGUGAGAACUGCUCUAGGUCAUUCCAUUUCGAAUGUGUCGACUUGGGCCUGGGCGACACGCUCCCCGAGGAGUGGUUUUGCAACGUCUGUUUCAGCACGAGAUACCCCACUAGGGUGCCCGAACACAAGGGUCCCUUUGGAGGGUUGCUGAAUGGCUUGGAGAAGACGAACCCGCAAGCCUUCAAGCUGCCUCGGCCAGUCCAGCUCUACUUUGAAGGCGUCAAGAUUGGACCUGAGGGUGAGUACGAGGACGUGGUGGUUCCCACUAAGCCAAAGAAGAAGGGAUAUGAAGAAGCUCCCGACUUCUUCAAGGUUCGGGACGCCGACGGCUCUGCGGUUCUAUGCCACAAUUGCCAGCAUCCAGCAGCCGACAACCGAGCCAUCAUUCCUUGUAACGACCUGCUGGCCACGCUGCCGGAACAGCUCGCGCCAGCUCACCGCUUCCGGAAGAUCAAAGGAGCACCCACCAUCACCCCUGCUUUUAGCCGUGGUAUGAGAAACAACGGCUUCAUCGAGAUUGAGGAGGAAGAAUCAAGUGACGAAACGGGCUGGAGCGACGUGAAGACCUUUGGCCGAGUGUACAAACUGCCCGCCAAAGGCGUUGUGCUCGACUUCAUUUCUCAGCUUCGAAAGGAUGGCGCAGGCUACAUUGCUGGUUCGCAGCCAUUGGCCGGGGCCCAGCCACACCAGACUAGCCCUCCUCUGGACUCUCGCACGCUGGCGGAACAGCAAGCGGUGUUCAACAUGGUCGAGCUGGCUUCCACUCGACAAAACAACAAGCUCGACGACCUCACACAGGCUCUCCUGAUGAGUGCCGAUGCAGACGUUCUUUCCAUCAUGGCGCGUGGCAGCGCCGAGAACUUUGCCAACGGUGACUUGAAUGCCAAUGAUAAGCAAAGUCUUCGCGCCAUGCUUGCUCACAUGGAAGCCAUGUCUGACCGUAUUAAGAGCCUGCUUGGAGGCGGUUUGCACGGCGUUGCUGGCCCGACCACGAUGGCUGCGGACGCAGUCACAGCCGACGGCAACACCACAGACGUCACAGAGAGCGUGGAGGGCGAUGUGACUACAAUCAAGAACGAGUCCGUUGAGCCGCCGGCUGAUCUGCCUACCCCGGCGACGACGACUCAGGACAACCCGGAGCCGGCCAGCGUUCUUGGGGAGAAGUCGUCGCAGGAGGUGCCGAACGACGACGACACGACCGUUAUGGAUAUCGAUUAG